This is a messenger RNA of Brassica napus (rape), 702 nucleotides long. Its product is annotated as arabinogalactan protein 16. The transcript has 2 exons. Bases 276 to 497 code for a protein of 73 amino acids. NCBI's taxonomy places the organism in Eukaryota, Viridiplantae, Streptophyta, Magnoliopsida, Brassicales, Brassicaceae. The record is from RefSeq and is a predicted model, not a curated record.
AAUGUCAAUUUUGACAAGGAAGGAAACUAUAAAAAAAAAGGAAAAAUCUCGGAAAAAUCAUGCUUUAGUUGACUGGUAAAUAGAUUUGACCGGGUUCUAACCGGAAAUCACGAACCGGGUUCACCUACUAUAUAAACACACACCUACACAAGUUGUCUCCAUACAUCAUCAUCAUCUUCUUCACAGGCCUUCUCAUUUCAUCUCCGUCUCUGCAGAUAACUCUCUCUCUCUCGCCGGAUUUUUCAUUUCACCUGCAGAGCUCACGAUCUUAUUCAAUGGCGUCGAGAAACUCCGUAGCCGGAUUCGCGUUAUUCACAUUCGUAUUCGCCGUCUUCUCGUCUCUCGCCGGCGCUCAAACCCUAGCUCCCGCUCCUGCUCCCACGAGUGACGGGACAUCGAUAGAUCAAGGGAUAGCGUAUUUGCUAAUGGUGGUGGCGCUCGUGCUCACUUACCUAAUCCAUCCUCUCGAUGCAUCUUCUUCCCUCAGCUUCUUCUGAUUUUUUUUUUUUUAGUUUCAUUUUGAGCUAUUGUUGUGGAUAACAAACAGUCUCUAAGAAGAGUCUCUCAUGAUUUGUGCUGCUAUUAUGAUGAUGAUGAUGAUGAUGAUUCCUGGGGAUUGAACCUCUCUCUCUAUUGUUUUCCAUCAAUCAUAUUGUUUGUUUGUUUAUAAUCUUUUAUAUUUAAUUUAUUCUUAUUCAUAUA